AUGACCAAAAAUUUCUUAUUCUUUCUAUUAUGGGUGGGGAUUUCAUUUGUGAUAUUUUCGCCCUCGGGUGUAACUUCCAUUGCAAAGAACAAAAAACAUGAGAAAAAAUGCGUAAAUGAUAAGAUUGGAGUUAUUACUGACGUCGCCGGUAUCUCAAAUUGGACCUGUGCCGCUUAUCCCAAUGGCACCACAUUUUGGAAUACCACCUACGUUGAGUCAUUCAUGAUAAAUGAUCGUAAUAAUUUCCAAUUUGAUGGAAAUUGUAUCAUCGGUCGUCAUUACUUCACCGAAUUUCCAAUCAACGGAGGAUUUGCAGUAUACCAAUCGUUGGUACCCGGUGACGAUUCGAUACUUUACGAAAGACCGUUAGUUCGCUACAAUUCACCCGAUGGUCCAGAAAACCUACAAUGGAUUCUGAUAGAAGGAAGGCAACCAGUAGGAAAAGGUGCAUUCUCAGAUAUCACCUAUGCACUUCGACUCAAGACCAAAGGUGGAAAUCCACCCA
This is a messenger RNA of Acaulospora morrowiae, 505 nucleotides long. The record is from the annotation of a GenBank genome assembly. NCBI's taxonomy places the organism in Eukaryota, Fungi, Glomeromycota, Glomeromycetes, Diversisporales, Acaulosporaceae.